UCAUUGAAUUUUUAAAAUUUGAUAUUUUUUAUCUGUUUUAAAAUUUUUGACUAAUUUUAUUAUGGACACUAAAGGUAGUCCGAAAAUUCUAGCAAGCUCUUUGAGCAACCCACUGUUGAUGAAAAAAGAAGGGGUUGUAUACAUAGCAAUUAAAGGUUCAUUGCAUGCAACAGAUUGUUCUGUAUUUGGAGCACAAGAAGAAGAAGUAAGGGUUCUGGCGAAAAAAUAUGACGUCGGCUUGAAUGGCUUUUCUAUUCGAGACAAUGUUGUCGAAGUCAUAAAUUUAUUUAGCAAACUUGGGUACAGGAUCAUUUCCAGCACUGGCGAGUCUGAAAUCACUUGGACUAUGCAAAAGGAGAUCUAACUGAUAAAAUCACUGAAUUGUUUUUCUUCUAACUAAAACACAAAUUAUUAUAAUGGAACACAAAAGUGAUUG
Messenger RNA from Ostrinia furnacalis (Asian corn borer), 436 nucleotides. RefSeq lists its product as uncharacterized. The record is from RefSeq and is a predicted model, not a curated record. NCBI's taxonomy places the organism in Eukaryota, Metazoa, Arthropoda, Insecta, Lepidoptera, Crambidae. The transcript has a single exon. The coding region runs from base 62 to 364 and encodes 100 amino acids.